Messenger RNA from Symbiodinium necroappetens, 681 nucleotides. NCBI's taxonomy places the organism in Eukaryota, Dinophyceae, Suessiales, Symbiodiniaceae. The record is from the annotation of a GenBank genome assembly.
GACCAUCUUCUUCUGCAUUUUCAUCGGCAGCUUCUUUAUGGGCCAGAUCGAUCCGAGCAUCAAGGCCAUUGGUUCUGCUCAAAUGGCUGCAUACCGCUUUUUCAAGGUUCAUGACAACAAGCCGGCCAUUCAGCGCCGCGACGCAGAUGAGAGGAAGGAGGUGUCUAGCAUCGAGACCUUUGCCUUCGAGCAAGUGCACUUCUCCUACCCCGCCCGACCGACUGUCACAGUCCUCGGUGGGGUGACAUUGACCAUCAAUCGUGGCCAGAAGGUGGCCUUCGUGGGCGAGUCCGGAUCUGGAAAAAGCACGAUCAUGGCUCUUCUGGAACGCUUUUACGACCCAAGCUCAGGGGUUGUCUAUGUGAACGGAUGGGACAUGCGUACGUUCAAGAUCAACGCCCUCCGGAAAUGCAUUGGCUAUGUUGGGCAGGAGCCGGUCCUCUUCUCACAGUCCAUCCGGGCAAACAUCAUGCAAGGGAACCCCGAAGCCACCAAGGAACAGUUUCAACAGGCUUGCGCAGAUGCCCAGCUGACCUUUGUGGAUAGCCUUCCCGACAAGUACAACACGUUUGUGGGCGCAGGUCUCCUGACUCCACUUUGCAUUUGCUGCCUUGGCUGGCGGGUGGGAGCACGGGAGCACCAUGACAAGGUGACAAGCCACUACGAUCUCAUAGCAUCGGA